CAGGUAAGAACAGAAGAGGAACUAUACGUGGAAUCCUUUCUAAAGGUUUCACUUCUGCUAGCCAACCAGGAGUUGAUCAAGGUUCAACUUCAUGGCUAUAAGAUGCUUCAGCAUCUCCUGAAAUACAGGAGUGAAAAACUUAGCAGCGCUAAUCUUCUAAAGUUGAUGUUACAGCUGGUUAAAUCCGAUCAUGAUUUAGUUUUAGAGAGUACUGACAGUAGAAGCAGCAUGCCAGAUAAAAGACCCCAGAAUAGUGAUUGGAGUGCGGCACCCACGGAUUCAGCAAUACAUGGGUAUGCUUCUAUGUCUACUUAAUUCUCUCAACAGAAUAUGGAUCCAGAUGGAGUGGAAUUGUAAAUAUGUGCGUACCAUGUCUGGAUUGAGCAAUUUAUUUUCUGAUGGUCAAUUUUUGAAGAUGUCUUAUCACGUUGUGAAAUUCUGUGAGGAAAAGCUUAUGAAUGGAAUAAACGAGUAUGGUGCUUGUGAUGUGUUCUCCACAGCUCUUUUGGAAUUAAUCAUUCCUCUAUUCUUCUGCUCCGUUGUAUACAUGUACUUUGGACGGCGGAAAUUGGUGUUGACUUGUUGCCUGCAGAAGUUGAAAAGGCUAAAACCUUGAGCUGUAUGGAGCUUGAUCAUUUGCUUGAAAUUUCUGAUGGGCUGUAUACUAUUGACAGUGAGGAAUCGUUCCGUGAGAAUGAGACAAGGGCACUGUUAGAGGGAACUCGACAGAGGGUAUGUUAAACCUAUCUGCAACAAGGACACUGUCUCUUCUCAAGAUUUGGACUCUAUGGCACCAUCUUCUUUCUGCAGGUUUCUUCUACAUCAUAAUUUCUUUGAGAAGUUGAGGAUGAGCUUCUUUGGAUACUUUGUGGAUGAUAAAGCAGCAAUCAAGGCUCUUCACUUUUGCCGUUAUCUGAUUCAGCUUGCAGUUUCCACAAAUGAUGUGCGGCUUGAGCGUUUGAUUGUAGAUGAUCUGCUCCCGUGUUUGAUAUGGCGUCUAGACAAUGAGCUCCAAUGUGCAACCCAAAGUCUAAGACAUGAAUCAGGGUCAAGUACAGAUGGUAGUGUGGACAAAGAGCUGCAUGCUCUUUGUGAAGACUUGUAUGUUUAUCUGGUAAAGGAUUCUGACGGAGAAGAUAAAGAAAGCCGCCGCGCUGAAAACAAUUAUACAUCCUGGUUGGAAAAUGAAAUGGAAAAUCUUCGAGUAAAGGCGGGCUCUGCUGCUAAGGAACUUCUCGAGGGAUCUGACUGGAAUUGGGAAUUUGAAGAUGAAUUUCAGAGAUACCUUCCUGCUUAUAUGGAAAUGUUGGAACAAGUGGAUUCCAUGGAUGUCUCUGAUGAGCGUGAUUAUUUGAAAGAAGAAGCUCUCUUACAGAAAUUGAGGCCAGAGUUCAGAUCUAAGUAUGGCAUCAACAGCUGUGAGCACCCUUAUAUGUUGACCAUCUCAUCUUUGCGGCAACAACAAUUUUAUUCAAUGAAUGGCCUUAUAUACCAAAGGGAAAAAACCAAAUUUCUUAGCAAACUAAUCAUACUCAAGCCCUACAUCAAGGUCUCCGAUUGUUCUUCUGAUAUUAUUCGUCGUCUCCGCGAUAAAUCUGAGAUACAAUAUGAGCUUCCUGAAUGGGCUCUGUUACCAUCCGUUGAUUUUCUGCACACUGUAUUACUUCUUUGGGAACCUGUAUAUCAUCCUCUGAUACGCCAGAGCCACAUGGCCACACUUUUGUGGAUAGUUGAUCAUUAUAACAAGGGGAGUAAUAGAGAAUACGUGCAGCAAGUAGUACCAGCUACACAUGAUUUUAAGUUGCAUUUGCAGCCUUAUGCAUACGCAUUUUUUGAGACUAAGCUUAAAGAUAACAAGCAAAAAGGUCAUCUCAAAGUGUUGAUUACUGAGCUCGAAACAGAAGGUUUUUUCGACACUGAUAAUGCUUCUAUCGAUUGGGAGAAGGAGCGCUUUUCAGAACUUGGGAAUCAAUUCUGUGGCAAAGUUUUUGCUGGGCAUUCUCUUCCGAAACAUUUUGUGAUCAGAGGAAUCAUGGAUUAUCGGUCAAUCUUGUCGUUGAAGGAUAGAUCUCAGCCAGAUGCUUUCAGAUUCGUUGUUGGUCGAGUAUGUGACCGGUGGAUUGAACGCUGUGAAGCGGUAUUGACUUCUAUACAUCUACAACUAUACCGAUGUCUCAACUCGCAUAAGAUGAGUGGUGGAAAGUGGAAAAGCAUUGUGAAGUGCAUUAUUAAAAAACAUUCGUGUCAUUAUCUCUUUAUUUAUUUAGUAUUUGUCUUGUAUGUUUCUCCAGUUUUGGACGGAGACACGAUACCAUGAGCACGCCUGCUAUAACAUUGCCAGACGACCCCUGGAACAGGUCUUUGGAAUUGGAAGAAAGUCAGAGCCCUUAGAAGAUACUGUGGUGAUCUAAUCCCUUGUUGACAGCUACAUCGUUCAUGUUGGCUGAACUUUAGGGCAAUAAAUUGGUUAGUCAAAAGAUGAUUUCAGAUCUGCAAGUCAAGCUUCAGGAAAAUGUGAAGCUGUAGCUGGUCUCAAGAAAUUUAUUAAUGCAAGGCACUCAUGGAUGAACAAGAUACCAUGGUGGAUUAUUGAGACAAGUGGCUACCAAUCAAAGCCCAAAGAUACAGGUCGAAGUUUCGUGGAUUGUUUGCGAGAUAGAGUUGAGCACGAGCUCUCUUUUAUUCAUAAACAGGUGUAUAUUCUCGAUUGAAUACUACUCCCUCCGAUCCAAAAUAAGUGUCGCAGUUUUGAACUAAGGUUGAACUAACCUUGGUUCAAAGCCGCGAUACUUAAUUUGGAUUGGAGGGAGUAACUUCUAAAUACAAUUUGUGUAAUUGUGCUUAACUCUCUGCUAUUGUAGGAUCAGCAGAAGUCUAUAGGAUUUAGUCAAAAAUAUGUUGUAGGAUCAGCAGAUCUGACGUUAAGUGAUGUAGCUUGCACUUGUUCAGUUCUGCUCACUCAAAUCCUGCUGUCUUGAUCUGUAUAUGGCUUAAUGUAAAACAGUCUGCUGUAUUUUCUUAGCAUUCCUUUUUUUUUUCUGCUUAUGCAUCACAUGUGAUGGCAAACGACCUCUUCAUCUUUGUUCUUGACACGAUUGUUGCUGAUAUGUUUAUCUUGCUGCUCCAACUGUGUUCUGCCAUUUUGAU
This is a messenger RNA of Triticum aestivum (bread wheat), 3147 nucleotides long. RefSeq names its product protein HASTY 1. Gene Ontology annotation, cellular component: nucleus; cytoplasm. The record is from RefSeq and is a predicted model, not a curated record. NCBI's taxonomy places the organism in Eukaryota, Viridiplantae, Streptophyta, Magnoliopsida, Poales, Poaceae. The transcript has 20 exons. Gene Ontology annotation, molecular function: nuclear export signal receptor activity. Gene Ontology annotation, biological process: protein export from nucleus; ribosomal large subunit export from nucleus; ribosomal small subunit export from nucleus. Bases 788 to 2317 code for a protein of 509 amino acids.